UCACCCGGGCACACACACUUGGCUAGCAAACAUUUAUCUGCCUCUGUACUGUACUGAGGAUUCAUUAGCAAGCGCGAGGGAAGAGAACAAAACCAGUCACCAACUGCAAGAAAAACAUACCCUUCACUGGGAAAGAGGUUUAUGGACUAGUACAAGCGUCUCUCACAGGAAAUUUUUACAGGAGGACAGAGAUCCAGAGUCCACAUUUUCUCUUUUCUCUUCUGUAGCAAUACUUGGCUAAAUAGAGAUGGACUGGAGCAGCUGCACUUCCAUUGGUUUAGUGUUCAUCCUGACUUUUCUAUCCAUUUUGAAAAUGAGAGGUUUCUGGAAUAACCACCGGGGAAAGAAUUUUCCCCCAGGACCAAGAGCAUUACCUAUCAUUGGAAAUCUACACCUCUUUGAUUUGAAAAGACCCUACAGGACUUAUUUACAGCUGUCAAAAUUAUAUGGUCCAGUCUUCAGUGUUCAGAUGGGGCUAAGGAAAAUCGUAGUGAUUUCUGGGUAUGAGACAGUGAAGGAAGCUCUCAUAAACCAGGCAGAUGCGUUUGCAGAAAGACCUAAAAUCCCAAUCUUUCAAGAUUUGACUGGAGGAUGUGGGCUUGUUUUUGCUCGUGGUGAAAACUGGAAGGUGAUGCGAAGAUUUACUCUCACAACCUUACGAGACUUUGGAAUGGGAAAAAAGGCCAUUGAGGACCGCAUUGUGGAGGAGUACGGGUAUCUGGCAGACAGCAUUGUGGCACAAGAAGGAAAGCCCUUUGAUGGUAGUAAAAUGAUUAAUGCAGCAGUUGCUAACAUAAUUGUGUCAAUAUUACUUGGAAAACGAUUUGAUUGCAAAGACUCCAGAUUUGUGAGACUUAUACAUUUGACCAAAGAAAACGUGAGGCUUGCUGGGAAACCUUUGGUUACGAUGUACAACAUCUUCCCACAACUUGGAUUCCUCUUAAGGGCUAACAAGAUUCUUCUCCAACACAGAGAUGAAUUCCACGCUUAUCUAGAAGUUACUUUUGUAGAACGUCUCAAAACCCUGGACAAAAAUGAUCAAAGAAAUUUUAUUGAUGCUUUCCUGGUUAAACAGCAGGAGGAGAAAUCCACUACCAAUGGCUAUUUCCAUAAAGGCAACUUGCUAAGCUUGAUAAGCAAUUUGUUUACUGCUGGUAUUGAGACAAUUUCCACCACACUAAACUGGGGCUUUCUGCUGAUGCUGAAGUACCCUGAAAUUCAGAGAAAGGUCCAAGAAGAGAUAGAGCAAGUGAUAGGGUCAAACCCCCCACGGAUCAAGCAUCGAACUCAGAUGCCAUAUACAGAUGCUGUCAUCCAUGAAAUUCAGAGGUUUGCUAAUAUCCUGCCAUUGGAUUUGCCUCAUGAGACUACUGCAGAUGUCACUCUCAAAGGCUAUUUCAUUCCCAAGGGAACCUACAUCAUCCCUUUAUUGGCCUCUGUCCUGCAAGACAAAUCGCAAUGGGAGAAACCAGACAUGUUCUAUCCUGAGCACUUUCUUGACGCCAACGGAAAAUUUGUGAAGAAAGAUGCUUUCAUGCCUUUUUCAGCAGGGCGGAGGAUCUGCGCUGGUGAGACUCUUGCGAAAAUGGAGCUCUUCCUCUUCUUCACCAGUCUCCUGCAGAAGUUCACCUUCCACCCUCCCCCUGGAGUUUCUAUCUCAGACCUGGACCUCAGCCCUGCUAUUUCAUUUAACAACAGCCCCAAACCCUAUAAAAUGUGUGCUGUAACACGUUCUUAGAGCUCUAAUCAGCACCAGUUUGUUUAAAAAAAUGUUUAAAUUCCUUUUUCAUGGUAUCUGCCACCUUAAUUCAUUGUCCAAAAUGAUUCACAACAUUACAUCUUAGUGAAGGUUUCCAGUACUUCUAAACCAAAA
This is a messenger RNA of Aquila chrysaetos chrysaetos, 1873 nucleotides long. RefSeq names its product cytochrome P450 2K6-like. The transcript is spliced from 9 exons. NCBI's taxonomy places the organism in Eukaryota, Metazoa, Chordata, Aves, Accipitriformes, Accipitridae. Gene Ontology annotation, biological process: xenobiotic metabolic process. The coding region runs from base 248 to 1738 and encodes 496 amino acids. The record is from RefSeq and is a predicted model, not a curated record. Gene Ontology annotation, molecular function: heme binding; iron ion binding; oxidoreductase activity, acting on paired donors, with incorporation or reduction of molecular oxygen, reduced flavin or flavoprotein as one donor, and incorporation of one atom of oxygen. Gene Ontology annotation, cellular component: cytoplasm; intracellular membrane-bounded organelle.